Phytophthora nicotianae INRA-310 is the source of this 958-nucleotide messenger RNA. RefSeq lists its product as hypothetical. Bases 130 to 795 code for a protein of 221 amino acids. The record is from RefSeq and is a predicted model, not a curated record. Lineage: Eukaryota; Oomycota; Peronosporomycetes; Peronosporales; Peronosporaceae. The transcript has a single exon.
UAGACAGUGCGGGUGCAGGCCGAUCCUGACAGCAAAAUGCCACGUGAGACCAAUGGCCUGCUUCGCUGAUCGACACUCCUCGAUUCGCCUCGGAGCCCGCAAGAGUCAAUCGAUCUCUCUAGCUGUAGCAUGACGAGCUUCGCGCUGCCCCCACUGACAGUGUUGACCCAUUUCGCCCUGAGCCCGCGCAGUGGCAAUCUCCGGGACGAGGCGUCGACGCCAACGACACCCGCGGCCAGUACGCCCAAGUUCUCGCUAGCCUUCAUUUUAGAUGACAACAAAGCUCUAUUGUCGCCUAUAAGCGCCUGCGCCAGUCCGCAGUCCGUAACGCAGUCACCGUCGCCUAAACAGCAGCGUAGAAGCCCCAAGCGCAAGCUCACGGCCAAAGAGAAGCGCGCGGCGCGCCAGUGCUGCAUCGACGGAUGCACCAACUACACCAUUGACCGCGGUCUCUGCUUCCGCCACGGUGGAGGCAAGUCAUGCUCCAAACCCGGCUGCACAGCCAGCGCCAAGCACCGUGGACUCUGCUGGAAACAUGGCGGUUCCACACUCUGCACGGUGGAAGGCUGUACGCGCGGCGCCAAGUCGCGAGGCCUGUGCUGGUCGCACGGCGGCGGUACCAAGUGCUCGGUGACCAACUGCCAGAAGACGACCAUCUCGAAGGGUCUGUGCUGGACCCAUGGCGGGGGUAAGCGGUGCGCAUUCGACGGGUGCAAGCGACCAGCUUCACAAAGCAAGCAGAACUUCUGCGCGAAGCAUCAGCCCAAGAAGGCCAAACUGUCCGUAGCUCCGUAAAUGUUGUAAAUGAACUAGAUUAUUUAUGAGAGUUUGAGAGUAUCAGUCGUGCUGUCCUAAUACUUGUCGUCUUCAAACUAUCGAUAAUGAUCUUUCACUACCGUUAAAAUUCUAGUAGCUGAUGCUGUUGAGAGGCUGACAGUGGGCCCAUUGGUACCGUACC